This is a messenger RNA of Didymosphaeria variabile, 747 nucleotides long. RefSeq lists its product as uncharacterized. The coding region runs from base 1 to 747 and encodes 248 amino acids. The transcript has a single exon. Lineage: Eukaryota; Fungi; Ascomycota; Dothideomycetes; Pleosporales; Didymosphaeriaceae. The record is from RefSeq and is a predicted model, not a curated record.
AUGCUACCAACGGGUAUGACCUCCACACAGGAAGGCCUUCGUCCCGUGCCAGCGCCGAGUACCAAUCCCGGCGAUCCCGAUGGCCACCACGAGAUCCCAGAACCCAACUUCACAAUAACCCUUCCCUGCCGCGGAUGCUCUCCCAUUGUCGAGAUCACAGCGACCGGCUGGGAGACCAUUCCUUCGUUUCCAAUCAACGUUCCGCCUGCACAGGAGGUAGAGACAAAAGCGAGUAGCCUUCCGGUCUUACCACCAAUCAUAACACUCCCGGCUGGCCCUUCGAAUGUUCUCGUCCGACCAGGCUCGUCGGGCGGUGAUUUCAUCAUCGAUGAUUCCACGACAGUGAAGCCUGGCCAAACUGUUACCGUGGGAGGCACGCCUGUCGCGGUCCACACAUCUAUUGGACAAACCAAAGUCGUUAUCGGCGGCACGCAGACAGUAACCCUAAGGCCGCCCUACAACCGGCCCGUAGCUACCAUCACUAUCGGAGACUCACCCUUCGUCGUCAACCCCGCGCCCUCAGGCGGCAACUUCAUCGUCGGCGACACGACCGUCGCGCCCGGCCGAACAGUCACAAUAUCCAACACGCCUGUCGCCAUCCGAACAGAUGCUUCACGCACGGAGCUUGUCCUCGCCGGCACCCAAAUCGUUCCACUCGCCCCUGCCGAUGCCCUUAUCACAGACGCCCCCGUCCUCCUCCCCAUCACCCUCGCCAACGGGGCAGUCAUAACCCCCUCCCACCCAUAG